This is a messenger RNA of Blastocystis hominis, 1072 nucleotides long. RefSeq lists its product as hypothetical. The record is from RefSeq and is a predicted model, not a curated record. The coding region runs from base 1 to 1041 and encodes 346 amino acids. The transcript is spliced from 4 exons. Lineage: Eukaryota; Bigyra; Opalinata; Blastocystidae.
AUGAAAAGGGUGUGUUCGUUAUUCUUCGUCGAUUCUUCGAAAGACAAACUUUAUUAUGAGUAUUGUGGAAAAGUUGUACGCGCACAUUCUGCUUACCUAUAUAGACUCCUUGUUGCCGUGAUUGCCUAUUUUAACGAAUCAACUAAUGAGGUUGACCGUUUUGCUGAUAGAAUUGUAUCUUUGAAUAAAUUGGUCGAAGAUUACAACGACCAAAUCACUCUUCUUCCUAAGUGUAGCGAAUCCAUUUCUGUGCUCAUGGAAGAUGUAUAUCCUGCCGGAGCGAACCCUGAGUAUGAAUCACAAUAUGAUAGCGCAUCUGUGUGUCUGAAUGAGUCUCGUCACAAGUUCAACGAGUUGUCGCAAUUCAUUCAGGCCUUGGCUUCCGAGUUGGGCGUGGAAGCCUCCGAACCGUCGGACCUUCCCGAUAUUCUCUCAAUCCCCUCCCUGAACAUCGAGAUCGACAUCCGCAACGUCGACGAGCUCCCCUUGCUCCGCGAGGAGAAUCGCAUGAAGUUCCUCACCUCUCUCCGCAACGUCUAUCGCCGUUCGCCGAGUGUUUCCAGCAUCCACACAGACCCCUCCCACAUCCACAUGCAUUUGAAAGAAGGCAACGACCUGGACGUCUCCUUCUCUCUCAACGACGAGUCCGCUCAUUCCAUCCAGUCCGCCACGCUCGAUCCCUCCUAUCCAUGCUUCCAGAAGGCGAUCGAAUAUGCCAUUUCUCGCAAUGACGUGGCGCUGCUCGUGUAUCAAGCGAUCUCGGGUCUGUAUGCGAGCCAACGUCUUCACGCCGAGAUAGAAAGUCUGCAGGAGAAGGCGAUCGUGACGAGCGAGGACGAUCAGACUAUGGAGAUUGUCUUCCCAGAGGAAGUUGAAGUGACGUGCUUGAUUCCGGCGCUGUAUCCGAAUACGUUUGGGCUGAUCGAAGUGAAGAAAAUUGAAGGAGCGAAGCGCGAAGUCGUGGAGAAGGCGUUGAAGGGGAGGGCGUUUGGAAAUCUGAGCGAAUUCGUGCAGUUUGUGGAGGAGACGCUGCGUUCGUAGUAGUGAGUUUUGGAAACAGAGGAGAGAAAAU